Molecule: messenger RNA, 561 nt
Organism: Symbiodinium sp. CCMP2592
Lineage: Eukaryota; Dinophyceae; Suessiales; Symbiodiniaceae
Source: the annotation of a GenBank genome assembly
GUUGAAGCUUUGCAGUCGGAAAAGAUGACCGAGAAGGUUUUGGUCCGUUGUCUCGACGAGUCGGAGCACUACCUGUUGAGGCUGCUGUGCGAGGCUUUGGAGGACAAGUCUUGUGUCAUGCACUAUCGCGGAGACUUGUGGACUGCUGCUUGGACCGGGCAGCAGCACCUUUGUCACUGCUUGCAGUUCGUCACUUCUUCGUUUGAGCUGCGGGCGGUCUGCGCCAGCCACCAACCGUUCGACCAGAACAAGACGGCAGUCAAUCAGAAGGCUGCCAUCCACGGCAAUUUCGAAGAUUCGAGGCAGCGGCGGCAAAGCUUGUGCAAGUACAGCGUGCAGAGCCCGGGCUGGACCGAGAGGCACAUGCUUGAAAUCCGGGUUACGACCGGGGUGUUGUCGCCCGUCGCCAUGGGCACCGACAUAUUACAAGGGGCAAAGUAUGCCACUGCGAGCUACUUCAUGCCGAGAUUGCAAACCAUUCUGCAAAGUCUGCACCCGCAGACUCCUGUGUACGUUUGCUCCCACACCAAGGACUGUGGCAAGCCUUUAAAAGCAGCUUAA